AUGGGAAACAAUAUAUGUGGAUUGGAUGAAGAAAAGAAACAUGUUUUAUAGCCAGAAUCCAAAAUAAUCACAACCAGAACCAUCAAAUAAACUACCAUCUCAAUUAUCCAGGCGGACAUAGCUGAAGAUUUGUCAGAUGUUGUUGUGAAUGCAUCUCAUGAACCAGCAUGGUCUUAUAUAGCAAAGAGGGACAAGAACAACAAUGCUAAUGAACUCACACAAUAAACAAUAGUGAAAAUAGGGGAAUUGAUUAAAACUAAAAGUGAAAAUGUUAAUUCGCUGGAAAUCUAUCAUGUGCGUUUACCCUAUUACUAAGUAAGAUUAGGUCUUAAUUUCUCAAGGACACAAAAGAUCUACAAUAAAUAUUUUAGAGCUAUUUAUCAUGUUUGA
Messenger RNA from Paramecium tetraurelia, 390 nucleotides. RefSeq lists its product as uncharacterized. The transcript has 5 exons. The record is from RefSeq and is a predicted model, not a curated record. Lineage: Eukaryota; Ciliophora; Oligohymenophorea; Peniculida; Parameciidae.